UUCUGCUAAACUCGCCGAUUUUUACAUAAAAGAGCGAAACUGGAAGCAAAAGAAUGAAGGAAGCGAAGAAAUAGCCAAAUAUGGAAGCUGAGCCAGAGCGAAGAAGACUGAGAGUUCGAAAGCCUCUCUCAGAUUGCACCAACACUAUAGCCAAUACCAAGACCAGCACCAACACCAACGCCACAGCCACCUCUUCUCAAUCGUCGUCAGCCUCCACCGCCACACUCAAACGCCUGAAUCCCAACCUCUCCUCGGCCACCAAGACCCUCGUCGCCGCUUUAAACCCUAAGCCCUCUGCUCCGCCGCCCCCAAUUCCUUCCACGCCUUCUCGCCCUCCUCCCAUUUCGACCUCUUCUUCUGGUACCAGUGACUGUGACGGUUUUGAGGCUUGUUCAGUGUACACUCGGAGACAGACUGCACUGAAAAGGAAGAGUAAAGACAAGGAAAACACUGUACCCUUUAGUUGUCCUCCUGCACCAAAGAUCCGGAAUAUAUUGGGUAAAUUGAAGGAAGACGGACAUAGCAGUCUAUCAAAGGAAUCCACGGCUCCUCGUAAAAAGAAGCAGUGUGCGGUACCAGCUGGGAAAGAUGUUUCCAUGCAUGCCUUGCCACAAGAUUUCAUUGAAAAGCAGAGAGCGUACUUUGCCGAGAUUGAUGCAUUUGAACUGCCAGAAGAGGAGGUCGAUUCAGUUGAUUAGAGUAAAAAUGGAAGACCUGAGCUACGUAGUGCAUCAUAUAGGAUAUAAGCAAGGCAGCCUAAACCAUUUAGUAUUCUCCGUAUAGUCAGAAUAUAGUGUGCAAUUGACUAAUUCUGCUGUCACUAACUACCACCGCUCGCCAAGUACAUCAAUGUAAGUCCAUGUUAGUUGUAAUGCUUUGUCUCUCUAUGUAUAGAGAGAGCUUGAGAAGAAGAAGAAGAAGAAAGGAAGAUUGGGCAAGUGAAUGAAACAAAGUACUGAGAAAGAGUAUAAAGGUAUACAAAGACAACUUAGAGAGACCAGAGAAACCCAGAAGACUGUAUUUUGUCAUAGAUUUUGUAAUACGCGGAAUUAUGAAUCACUCUUUGUUAUGAAA
Molecule: messenger RNA, 1074 nt
Organism: Prunus mume (Japanese apricot)
Lineage: Eukaryota; Viridiplantae; Streptophyta; Magnoliopsida; Rosales; Rosaceae
Product: sororin-like protein
Source: RefSeq, a predicted model, not a curated record